Portunus trituberculatus (swimming crab) is the source of this 947-nucleotide messenger RNA. RefSeq lists its product as uncharacterized. The coding region runs from base 43 to 825 and encodes 260 amino acids. The record is from RefSeq and is a predicted model, not a curated record. The transcript is spliced from 6 exons. Lineage: Eukaryota; Metazoa; Arthropoda; Malacostraca; Decapoda; Portunidae.
GCGCGUGGGUAUCAAGGAAGUGGAGGUGUGUGUGUGUGUCCAAUGACCAGAGGACGCGGCACAGCGGGGGUGGCAGCGGUAGGGGUGGUUGUGGUGGUAGUGAUGGUAGUGGUGUUGAUAGGUCUGCCAGCCAUCUUCGUUCAUCACCAAUAUUUUCCACAUUUUCCAUCCCCAGAGGAGUGUCGCGAGCCUACUGAGGAAGAGUGUCUGGAGGAAUCCUUACGUGGCUCCCCAGUAUGGAACGAUCCCAGACUCCUGCAGGUUGUAAGGGAGGAGUUCUUGACGCCACCCUCCGUCCCUGCGCCGCCCCUGCAGAAAAAUUCCCCACCCCUCACCCUCCCGGAGGCUAAGCUUGUUCAGGUUGUGAGGGAUAAGGUGGGCACCGUGGGGUUCCUGGUGGCAACGCAGGGAGUGUCCCGCGGGGUGGUAGCGACUCUGGGAGGAAGCACGGGGUUAUGGGUGGCACCACAUCCAGAAAAAGUCCACGCCCACCACCACAGCCACGCCCCCACCCACUUCUGGCACACACACGCCUGCCUGACAACCUCCAUCCCGUACAUGAACACAAAACAACAGCAGUGUUUCAGCCUCUCUUCUCUGCUCGCCGCUCUGGGCCACACUGGAGUUGUCGAUCUCUUCCUGGCAGGCACCCUUCCACCUGACGUCCUCCUGCAUUCCCUCGUCUCCGACCGUCCCGGUGUUAUCAAGGCGGUGGUGACUGAGGCCGGGGAGGAGCUGAAUGACAUGCUGCAGGAAUAUAACAUCGGAAUGCGUCACUCAGGAUAUGGCAUCGGGAACACCACCUUAUUUAUCUUUAGGACAUAACAAAUUUUUCCUUACUCUCUUAUAUCGUUCUAGAAACUUUAAUUCUAUUUUUACUACAGGUUGUUGUUAUUUUGCCGCUUGAAAAACAAUUAGUAAAGUAUUUUCAGUUCUUUCCAAGUGUG